Olea europaea var. sylvestris is the source of this 2553-nucleotide messenger RNA. RefSeq names its product auxin response factor 18. Gene Ontology annotation, molecular function: DNA binding; protein binding. NCBI's taxonomy places the organism in Eukaryota, Viridiplantae, Streptophyta, Magnoliopsida, Lamiales, Oleaceae. The coding region runs from base 281 to 2170 and encodes 629 amino acids. The record is from RefSeq and is a predicted model, not a curated record. Gene Ontology annotation, cellular component: nucleus. Gene Ontology annotation, biological process: regulation of DNA-templated transcription; response to hormone. The transcript has 14 exons.
CAUCCAUUACACACUAGUUAAUACAUCCUCGGAAGGCUGUUACAUCUCCUCACCUACACAUACACAUUUACAUAGAGAGAGAGAGAGAAAGAGAGAGCAUUGAAAGGGAUAAUUAAUAUUUUUUUGUUUGUUAUUGAAAAUGGAAAAUAAAGAGUGGGCUUUGUAUGGAUUAUCGAUGAUAUGAUGUUAAAUUGGGCAGGUUAUUCCAAAGCUUCAUUCUUCUUCAACUCUCAACUUUUUUGCUUUCCCCAUCUUUUGUGAGCUUCGGCAGUUUCAAAUAAUGGCAAACUCUCAAAAUGCAGAUAGCAAUGAUCUGUAUACGGCGCUAUGGAAGGCUUGUGCAGGACCUAUGGUGGAUGUUCCUUGUAGUGGAGAAAGAGUUUACUAUUUUCCUCAGGGUCACUUAGAACAAUUAGAGGCAUCUACUAAUCAGGAGUUGAACAAACAAAUUCCGAGGUUCAAUCUUCCCUCAAAGAUCCUUUGUCGCGUUUUUAAUAUUCAAUUACGGGCGGAACCUGAAACGGAUGAAGUUUACGCCCAGAUUACAUUACACCCUGAACCAGAUCAAACCGAGCCCACUAGUCCCGAUCCAUGUCCGCCUGAUCCACCAAAGCAAAAUGUUCGCUCUUUUUGUAAGGUUUUGACAGCAUCUGACAGGAGCACACAUGGAGGGUUCUCUAUUCUUCGAAGACAUGCCAAUGAAUGUCUCCCUCCCUUGGAUAUGACUCAAGCGAUCCCGAGCCAGGAUUUGGUUGCAAAGGAUCUUCAUGGUUAUGAGUGGCGAUUUAAGCAUAUUUUCAGAGGUCAACCAAGAAGACACUUACUGACGACAGGCUGGAGCACAUUUGUCUCCUCUAAGAGAUUAGUUGCAGGUGAUGCUUUUGUUUUCUUGAGGGGUGAUAACGGAGAAUUGCGCGUUGGGGUUCGACGUCUAGCUAGACAACAAAGCCCCGUUCCGACUUCAGUUAUUUCCAGCGAAAGUAUGCAUCUUGGAGUGCUUGCUUCUGCGUCUCAUGCUAUUACCACAAAAACACUAUUUGUGGUGUACUACAAGCCGAGGGCAAGCCAAUUUAUCAUUGGGCUGAACACAUAUUUAGAGGCAAUAAAACAUAAAUUUUAUGUGGGCAUGCGUUUCAAGAUGAGAUUCAAAGAAGAAGAAUCUCCAGAGAGAAGGUCGACUGGCACAGUAAUUGGUGUUGGAGAUAGCUCUACUCAUUGGACAGACUCUAAAUGGCGCUCAUUGAAGAUACAAUGGGAUGAACCCGCAACUGAGCAUUGGUCAGAGAGGGUCUCAUCAUGGGAGAUAGAGCCAUUUGUAGCUUCUGCUUCUGUUGACAUUACACAACCUGCUACAAAGAACAAAAGACCUCGACUUCUUGAUUUGCAUCCAUCUGGAACUACUACUGGUACAUUGUCUAGUGGGAUGCGGCCACCUACUUCAGUCGGGAAUACUUCUCCAAACCUGUUUCAAGAAUCAGAAUACAACAAAAAUGUAUCUGUACGAUCGAUCCUUACUAAUUAUAACUCUCCUGUCUCUGCAAGGACAAGUAAGGAUCAUUUUCUCGAUCAAGUGGACUCAAGUAAGAAGUUUGAGACUACUUCCGCGUGUCGGUUAUUUGGCAUUGAUUUGAGGAACAAUGCAAAUAAUAUUCCACCGGUUGAAAAGGAAGUGCUAGUUCCAAACAUCACUUCAAAAUGUGCUAAUGAUGUUGAUAGGAUUCACAAUCGGGACACUUUGAUAUCCUCCGAAGAAAGAAAACAUGUAGUUGAGGUGUUUCCCAAUGAAAAUCAAAGAAAGCUAAGCUCUGCUUCAUCUACAAGAACUCGUACAAAGGUACAAAUGCAAGGGAUUUCUAUUGGACGUGCUGUUGAUUUGAGUGCGUUUGAGGGUUAUGAUGACCUCAUCAGUGAGCUGGAGAAAAUUUUUGAGAUAAAGGGUGAGCUUCGCCCAAGAAACAAAUGGGGCAUAGUUUACACUGAUAAUGAAGGCGAUGUCAUGCUCGUGGGAGAUGAUCCAUGGCCGGAGUUCUGUAAGAUAGUCAAGAAAAUUUGCAUCUAUUCGAUCGGGGAAGUAAAGAAGAUGAAUCCUAGAUGCAAGUUUCCUUUGUCCUCUUUUAACAGUGAAGGCACUACAAGAAACUUAGAUUUAGAGCCAAAAUCCGCAGAGUAGAAUUUUUUUCUUCUUUUUUGUUACUUUCGAUAUGGGGUACAAAAUAUGGAAGUUGAGAGUUGCUCAUUUUUCUGGAGCUUGCUCAUUAGGUAGCGCAAGAAAACAAAGUGGACUAGGAUUAACUGCUUAGUAAUUUGGAAUACUAGAUACCCAUUAGAGAGGGAAAAAGGUUAUAUGUUUUAGUCUUAUGAAGUACUAUAUAUGAAACGAACUUUGUGACAGAGAAACUUGGUCACUUGUAAAUACAAUGUGGGUGGGGUCGGGUAUGAUUUUGUCUUCUAGAUAACAGAACUAUUUCAGUAUGUAAAGGUUGUGUACAUGUUUUAGUUAGAUACUAUUGAGGUUUGUAGCCCAAAUUCAACUAGGAUUUGCAUGGUUUGGUA